CUAACACACAACAGUGUCUGACUGUGUGGUGUGGUGGUCACAGUGACUGAAACUGAAACAAAGAGUCAAUCGCUGUUCUCUGUGUAAAUCUAGAUCUAGACGUCUAGUCUAGCUUACAUCGAGAUUCUUAGAAUGGCAGUCCCCAACCGAUGCGUUGUGUGGUCGUAUUUGAAUUCAAGGAGAUUAUGGAACGUUUAUGAGCCCGAUGUUUGUCAGUUCAUUGAGAAUGCAUUCUCAGCCGGUGUUGCAACAUUGUCUAAAGUUUGGUUAGGGCUUGUGUCACAUGCAUUGGCAGAUUUACAGAUCGAUUUCACUACGAUGAGACAAGUUGAAAUUUCAACAGGUACAGAAGUUCCCGUCCAGCGGACAGUGGAAGAGAGCAACUCGGCCCUGAGCCAGGGCAUGGUAUGGCAGGUGGAGGGCGACCCCUCACAAGGCUGGCUCACGUACGAUCUCAGUAGCAUGCAAAUUCUGGAGGACCUUUAUCGCAGUAUGGUCAACACAGUUGGUGUGAUGCAUUCUGGAAUGGUAGAUCUGAGAAUGACUACUGUGAAGCAGCCGUACCUCAUUGACGUAGAGGACAUGAAACAGAUAAACAUGGAAACUGGAAAACCUCGCUGCAUCCGGAGGUGUUCUCUGACACAGUUCUACCCUCGGGUCUCGGUGACUAAUUUGGCAACUUCUGUACACACAGCAGUCAGCGGUCCUUCUCGUGUGAAACUCAAGGCGAAGCGUCGAGCGGCACCCUACUCAUUGCCCGCUGCCCACAACAACAUGGCCGCGACCUCUUCGACUUCCACAGUUCAAGGUCAAGGCGGUCUCUCAGGUGUAGGAGUGCCCGCACAGCCGACUGCUGCCACACAGUCACAGACUCAGGUACCUCUGACCCGUGGUCGACUUCAGGCUCUGUCCCAGGCGCAACAGCUUCCGUCUUGCAGCAGCAAUGGGACAGCACAGAUGCAGCCUUUUAGCAGCACCAAUGGGACCGCACAGAUGCAGCCGUCCUGCAGCAGCUAUGGUGCAGCACAGGCCAAGCGGUCACAGAAGGUCGCUAAGAUAUUGCAGUCGCAUCAGCAGGCCAUGGCAGCAGGAAAACCGCCGAGGUCUACGUCAUCAGGAAGACACCCAUCGCAGUUGGUCGCGGCUGGGGCGAGUAAUAACCCUGCGUGGGCCCCGGGGCUGGGUGCUCAGGCGACGUCCCAAACGACCUUGAUGCACGGGGCUGUCCAAAUUUCGGCGGGGUCGGGUCCCGUCACAGAAUCGCUGCCCCUGGAGAGUACAGUUGUUCUUCACAAGACGCGGAAGGAUAAAGAUAAAGGUAACAGCGGAGAGGCUGUACUGGGAGCGUUCAUGGAGCCUGUGACGGAGGCCCUGGACUCUACCGACUGUGCCAUCUGCUGCGAGCACCUCAGCGAGCCCUCGUCUUACGGGGAAGGUCACCCGGAGGCUCACGUCGCGAUCAAAUUGACCAAGUGUGGACAUCAGUUCCACAAGCUGUGUCUGCUGCAGAUGUACCACAGUAUUCACAAGGGCCCGGAGCAUCCCCAGCCAGGCGCCAGGUAUUCCACGAGGGGCUUCCCGCGCAGAGGCUUCAUACCCGACUGUGACCAGGGCAGGAAGCUCCUGAAGCUGCUGAUGGUGGCGUUCCGGCGGCGGCUCAUGUUCACCAUCGGCACGUCGUACACCACGGGGGAGCCCAACACCGUCACCUGGAAUGAGAUCCACCACAAGACGGAGCCCGUGUCCAACCACUCGGGCCACGGCUACCCCGACCCCAACUACCUGGACAACGCCGUUCUGGAGCUGGCGGCUCACGGGGUCACCGAGGACUGUCUGGCUCAGUUCUAGGACAAAGACUCCCUCUCAACUCCCAUUGAGCUCGAGGACAAGGACACCCGCACAAUACCCUCUGAGACAAGACACCCACUCUGCUCUAGCACACCCACACAUCACACACACAACACCCUCUCAACACCCACUGAGCUCUUCUAGCACACCCUCUCAACACCCACUGAGCUCUUCUAGCACACCCUCUCAACACCCACUGAGCUCUGGGACACUCACACAACACCCACUAGCUCUGAAAUACACCAGAGAUAUAAUCGAUUGAUAUUAUUGAUAAAGCGCAUCCCGUAAAUUUACAGGAUUAGGCCACUGGCGCAUCCUGUAACUACAAGGGAAUCUAUAGGCUCAAGUGAGUUAAAACACCUUUCUAUGCAUAAGGCCUACUGAGAAUGAAGGAUACACACACGCCUGCGCACACUCCCACACACACACACACACCACAACAAUCCCUUUAGACUAAAGGCUAAAGGACUAAAGAACACUUGCAAAACACACCCACUAAGACUUUAGAACACUCACAAAAAGUCUACUAAGACAAGAGUGCAGGACACCCAAACAAUGCACACUGAGACAGUAGGACACCCUCACAACUCCCACUCCGUCGAACCAGGAGUUUGUUGCCCAUCAUGUCGUGGUGACACAUUCUCUGGUCGUCGUUGUUGUUGUUAGCGAUUUAGUAGCAUCUGAGCGUUAACUCUGCUGCGUGAUGCCAUUCUGCAAUAGCUGCAUAUCUAUUCUAAUUGGUCGCUUUUAUUUUUUAAGGACGAGCAGGCUAACUCAGAUUUCAGGGGUUUCCAGAAAUCUUGACCUACAC
Molecule: messenger RNA, 2659 nt
Organism: Aplysia californica (California sea hare)
Lineage: Eukaryota; Metazoa; Mollusca; Gastropoda; Aplysiida; Aplysiidae
Product: E3 ubiquitin-protein ligase DTX4
Biological process (GO): Notch signaling pathway; protein ubiquitination
Cellular component (GO): nucleoplasm
Molecular function (GO): ubiquitin protein ligase activity; zinc ion binding
Source: RefSeq, a predicted model, not a curated record